Lineus longissimus is the source of this 3309-nucleotide messenger RNA. RefSeq lists its product as uncharacterized. Gene Ontology annotation, biological process: DNA repair; telomere maintenance. The coding region runs from base 1 to 3309 and encodes 1102 amino acids. Lineage: Eukaryota; Metazoa; Nemertea; Pilidiophora; Heteronemertea; Lineidae. The transcript is spliced from 3 exons. The record is from RefSeq and is a predicted model, not a curated record. Gene Ontology annotation, molecular function: DNA helicase activity.
AUGACCACUUCCUCUCCAACAUUCGUUCUUAUAGCUCGCUUGCAGCAAACAGACAUAUUGAAACAAACCAUCGUACAGAACUUGCAAAACUGUCUACAUAAUGUCAACUCCUACAUUGCAUCAUUCAAAGCUGCCAUUGAAAUCACCCGCCACACUGACAUACAGAUCCUUCUACAUGCCGACAAAAAACAUCAACCAAGCACUGAACACUGCCGCCGCUACAACUUGCCACAAACUUCCGAAGUAUCAGCCCUAAUCCCAGGAGAAAUUGGGGAACACUUGGACAUCAUCCUUCAUUGCCGGAACGGUCCGUUGAAACGCAUUAAUACCUUACAUCGCUCAUAUGAUCCACUUCACUACAUUCUACUCUUUCCUCACGGCACAGAUGGCUGGCAGCUCACCCUCACCAAAACAGAUAAUAGGAUCCUAACUGCCUUAGAUUUUUACAGCUUUAACCUACAGAUUCGCCACAAUAACUUCAACAUCAUCAUGCGCUGUCGACGACUUAUGCAACAGUACGCUGUUGACCAAUGGGCAAAAAUAGAGCUAUCACGUUUACAGUGGGUGAAGCAAAACCAGCGAUCAAUCAGGGCGGAAAAAUAUACAGGUCUCUUCGACGCUGUCCACUCCGGCGACACCGUCAACCCAGGACGAAAGUUGGGAAAGCCUGACUACUUCAUCACCUUCACCACCAAUCCAAAAUGGCCUGAAAUACAGGAGGCACUACACCCAGGAGAAUCGCCACAGGACCGUCCAGACCUAGCAGCCAGGGUGUUCAAGCUGAAGUUGGAUUCCCUCAUCAGUGAUAUUACGAAACGACAGGUCCUCGGCAAAGUCAGUGCGUACACCAUUACCAUUGAAUGGCAGAAGCGAGGCCUCACACACGCCCACAUCUUGCUGAUAAUGACAGAUGACUCCAAACCGCGAACACCAGAGCUAAUCGAUCAAGUUGUUUCUGCAGAACUCCCAGACAAGGCAACAAACCCCCAACUCCACCAAAUAAUCUCCUCCAACAACAUCCAUGGACCCUGUGGCAGCAUCAACCUUAACAGUCCAUGUAUGGAUGGGACUGGCGUUGAGAGGAAGUGUACGAAGAACUUUCCCAAACCGUUCUCACUCCACACAAUUGUCACUGAAGAUAACUACCCCACUUAUCACCGUCGCUCGCCACAACAGGGAGGUCACACUCAUGAAAUGACAGUUUGCCGCAACGACUUCCUCUGUGACAACUCCUUUAUCGUACCCUACAACCCGCUCCUAUCACUUCGAUAUUUAGCGCACAUCAACAUCGAAGUUGUUCACUCAGUCCAAGCAGUAAAAUACUUAUACAAGUACAUCACAAAAGGCCAAGACCGCAUCAUCUUCUCCCUGACAGCUGAUGGGACACAAGUGGCAGUACUAGAUGAAGUCGAAAACUACCUUAACGCACGAUACAUCUCAGCCAACAUAGAUGCACGCAGUAUCUUAUACCCGGACUUCCCACGCUACUUCACAUGGAAUGGCAGCAAAAAGCAAUGGCAGCGUCGCAAACGAGGCACCAAACUCACCAAUACCCAACACUUCCAGACAGACAAUGUUGGCCGCAUACCAACAAUCUCCCUCAGCCCACAUCAAUCAGAACUAUACCACCUUCGAACACUGCUUCACCACAAGGCGGGUGCACAAACAUAUGAAGAAAUGCGUACAGUCAAUGGUGUGGAAUGCGGAACAUUCCAAGAAGCCUGCCUUCAACUUGGACUGAUCACCGAUGACAAGGAAAUACAUCGCACAAUGACAGAGGCCUGCACCAUUCGAUUUGGGGACCAACUCAGAAACUUCUUCUCCACACUGCUGAUGUAUUGUCGCCUGGCAGACCCCAAUCAAUUUUGGACCACCUGGAAAGAAGAAUUGUGCCGAGACUACAUGUAUCGAGACAAAGCCACAACACUAUCCAACUACAAUGAAAAUGAGGCCCUCCAACACAUACAAAACAUCCUACAAAGAGAGAAUUUAGACCUAGCUACCGACUUCCACCUACCAAUCCCAGACGCCACCAUCAUCAACACAACAAGCACCAGAAGAAUAAUAGUAGAAGAAACCUUUGACACUACACUCCUACAAGAAUCUGCCCCCCAGCUCAUCAACACCCACAACCCAGAACAAAGACAGGUCUUUGAGUUGAUCAUGAGUGCAGUGAACGAUAACGCCAGGAAGAUAUUUUGUUUGAAUGCAAGUGGCGGCACAGGCAAAACAUACCUCAUCAAUGUCCUACUCACAACCAUACGUGCAGAAGGAAACGUAGCUCUUGCAACAGCCUUAUCAGGCAUUGCAGCAACGCUCCUCAACAACGGUCGCACCCUCCAUUCCCGCUGUAAAAUCCCUAUCAAUCUCACUGAACACUCCACCUGCAACAUCUCAAACAAAGAUGCCACAGCUGACCUCCUCCGUCUGGCCAAAAUACUCAUCAUCGAUGAAGUUUCAAUGGGACACAAACACAUCUUCGAAUGCCUGGACCGCUCCUUACAAGAUAUCCGAGACAGUGAACACCUCUUUGGCGGCCUCAUUGUACUCUUUGCUGGAGACUGGAGACAGAUAUUGCCUGUAGUACCCCACGGCAGCCGACCGCAGAUAGUAGAGGCUACACUCAAGAAAUCAUACCUGUGGUCCAGCAUUCAAACACUCCAACUCACCUGCAAUAUGCGAACAAACACACAAGACACCACAAACUUCCCACAAUAUCUCACAAACAUUGGCAAUGGUACUGAAACACCCUAUCCAGACAUUGGCCCACACACCAUCAAGGUCCCCGAACACUUCACACAGAACAUCACAUCUCUCACAGAUCUAUGCAACUUCGUCUUCACCAACUUACCACAGAACUUCACCCAAGCAGAAUGGUUGUCUUCAAGGGCAAUUAUUGCUCCAACAAAUAAGGCUGUGCAAGAAAUCAACACCUUCGUCAUAGACAGAUUUCCAGGUACAUCAGUGGAAUACAAGAGCUGUGACACCAUCCUUGAAAACGAACAUCAAUACCCAUUGGAAUUCAUCAACCGCUUGAAUCCUGCUGGCCUCCCACCGCACAGACUCAUCUUGAAAAUGAACUGCUGCAUCAUGCUCCUGCGCAAUUUCGAUCCACUUAACGGACAUUGUAAUGGCACACGCUACACCAUAACAGGCCUUCAUCAACACAUCAUUGAAGCUGUCAUUGCAACAGGCCCCACGCUGGAAAGAGACUAUUCAUCCCAAGAAUACCAAUGGCACCCAGCAACAACACAUUCCCCUUCCAAAUGCAACGCCGUCAGUUUCCAAUUCGCCUGGCAUUCGCCAUAA